Messenger RNA from Ostertagia ostertagi, 693 nucleotides. The record is from the annotation of a GenBank genome assembly. Lineage: Eukaryota; Metazoa; Nematoda; Chromadorea; Rhabditida; Trichostrongylidae.
AUGAUGAUCCGAGGGUCCAAUUUACGGUAUCCUGUAACUCUGAGCACGAUGUACGGUCUGGACCCAUUUGUUUAUUUACUGAUAGCCUUCUCGUCUUCGCUGGCUUUAAUUAUGCACGUACUGGUACAUGCUCAUGUGAAUCGAGAAUGGACCUCGUUCAACGAAGAUCUUUCCAACACGGCUCGACUUCAACAACUCACGGCUCCAGGAAUACUGAGCAGCUUCAGUACACGACAGGUGGAGCUCCUACGUAUGGUGAAAUUUGUUAGCAGAAAAACUGAACUUUUCACGGCACUGUCGACAGCGUUCGCCGCUCUUACGUCUGCAUGUGCCCUUUAUCUAGUGGCUGGAUUUGGCAGUGAAAUAUCUGUGUUCAUGAAUGUGCUCAGUAUUUUGUGGAUGCACUGUUCAAUGGCGGUGAUCCUUGUCGCACACAAACAGCCAUCUCAAACACAGAUCGAGAUCAACAAUACCGCCCAGUUACUGCUGGCUGAGGACAUCUGUCAUAUUUCGAAAGAUGACCAGAUCUGGAGAACAUGCCGAUCCAUGAUAGACCGAGCAGUUCACAGUUCAACAAAGAUGUACUUCUUGCAAGCAUACGCCAUGGAUCAGCAUUUUGCGCAUAAGGUUCUUUUCAUGGCGCCGAACAUUGGAACGCUGAUGGUGCUAAUCAAAAAGAUGGGUCUUGUAUGA